GUUGUGUGUAAGGCAUUUCCCCAUCACUGGAUUGCGUAACAUCUGCCCACAGCUCCUUAUAAAGGUCACUGCACCCUCCAGCCACCAGCUCUGUUUGGCUCCCGGUGACCCGUCUCGGCAUGGCGCUGCCCUGGGCCCUCGCCGUCUUGAGCCUCCUUCCUCUGCUGGACGCCCGGAGCCCAGUGUGUGCCAACUUCACAGCGGCGCCUCUCACCAAUUCCACCCUGGACCGGCUCUCUGGCAAGUGGUUCUAUAUCGCAGGAGCCUCCCGCAACCCUGAGUUCAAGGAGGCAGCUAAGACCUUCCAGGCGGCCUUCUUUUACUUUGCCCUCAACCACACGGAGGACACAAUAGAGCUCCGACAGUACUUGACCGUUGGGAACCACUGUGUCUAUGAAUCCAGCAUCUUGAACGUCCACCGGGAGAAUAAGACCAUAUCCAAACGUGAAAAGGACAAGGAACGUGUUGUCAGCAUGAUCUUGACCACGGACCCCAAGAUCUACAUGCUGGCCCAAGACCCGGACGAUGAGCAGAAUAAUCCCAGCCUUCCCCGGCCGCCCACACAGGCCUCCCAGCAUCCUCACCCAGCCCCCUUGCUCACUCCUGCAGCUGACAAGCCGGAGGUGACCUCAGAGCAACUGAAGGUGUUGCAUGAAGCCAUUGAGUGCAAGGGCCUGGAUAAGUCGGAAAUCAUCUACGCUGAUGUGAAAAAGGAUCAGUGUGGGCCGCUGGAGAAGCAGCACGAGGAGGAAAGGAAGAAGACAAAUGAGGAGCCCCAGGAGGACGCGGAACAGGGUUAGGACCGU
Ceratotherium simum simum (southern white rhinoceros) is the source of this 806-nucleotide messenger RNA. Lineage: Eukaryota; Metazoa; Chordata; Mammalia; Perissodactyla; Rhinocerotidae. The record is from RefSeq and is a predicted model, not a curated record.